AGAGGUGAUGAGCAGUGAGCUGCAGGAGUAUUAGCUCUCGUCCUCCUGAGCAGCAGAUCUCAUUAAAGGAUGAAGCGACCAUUGAGGCACAGUGCGUGUGGAGCCUAAGGUUCCCUCUCAGGCAUUGUGUGUGUGUGUGUGUGUGUGCCUUUCACAGUCCUGCGUCGCUGCUCCUGCUGCGUCGGAUUCUUCACGUGUGUAGACGUCUCUGAUCCCCUGCCAGCCCCCCUCUCACGUUGCUACGACAACCAUGGACUGCGGAUUGCGUCUGCCUCCUGUCAUCGAGGAGGUCAUGGACUCUGCAGAUGAUCUGUGUGAGCUGAAGUCCGAGCGUCCGGGUCUGGGUGAUGGACUGACGGACAAAGAGCGUGAAUCCCUGGACAGUAAUGAAGAGAAGGAGGAGAAGGAGGUGGAAGUGGGGAAUGGAGAGAAAGGCCUUGAAGAGGAGAAGGAGGUGAAAGAGGAGAAAGCGGGAGACGGAGAAAGAGAUGCGAAGAGAGAAGUGGAGGAGGAGGAAGAGCUGGAGGAGCUGAGAGCGCAGGUGGUUCAGCUGCUGCUGGAACUGGAAGAGGCAAGGGAGGUGUCCCAGAGGCAUGAGGAGAGCUACAGCGAGCUGCAGGGGCUUUUGGAGGAUGAGCGUUUAGCCAGUGCCAAUCAGGCCGAGAGCUUCACGAGACAGAUCCAAAGACUUCAAGCCCAGCUGCGCUCUGUGCAAGAGGAGCUAGACAGUCUGGAGGAGGAAAAGGCCAGUGAGCUGUGGGAGGCCCAAGAGGAGCUGCGUGUGGCGCAGGAGGAGGUGCAGGAGCUGCAGCAAGCGGCUGAGGAGGCGGCAGCCGAGCGUGAGAAUGACAUCGCGCUCCUGCAAGAGGAGCUGUGCAGGCUGCGGGCAGAGCUGGAGAGACUUCACAACACCACCCAGGAGUAUGAGUUAGAGCUGACUACACUGCGUGCCGAGAUCAGCAUGAAGAGCCAACGCAGGGAUGACCAGGAACAUGCAGGCACACAGGGAGAAGUGGGACAGCUGAAGGAUAAAUGUCGUUCCUUGAUGGACGAGUGUCAGACUCUGAGAAACGACAACCAGUAUCUUGCUGAGAAACUGCAGCUGCUGGAACAGCAGAGAGACAGAGAAGAACAAGAUGGUAAGAGGGUGGACAAGGAGCAGGCAGUGAAGACCGAAGUCUACAUGAGCAUAUUGGAGAUGGAGCAGAGGAGCCAACAGGUGGAAUCGUGUCUUCAGAAGACCUCGAGUGAUGACAAAGCUAUGAAUCCUGAAAAGAGGAGUGAGGAUCUUUCUGAGGUGUUCAUUCUCCGUGACCAGCUAAAACAGGCUGAGGAGAGAGCUUCCCAGGUCCAGAGAGAUUGUGAGGGGUUAAAAGGAGAGCUUCUGGAGCUGCAAGGACUUUAUGAGAGCAGUCAGAAGGAACGGGCUGAGCUGGAGGUAGAACUACAACGCUGCAGGGCGGAGCUUGAUAGGCUGGCAGGACGGAAGGCACAGAACUCCUGUCCUCCAUCUGAGUCCCCUGUUCUCUCCAUACCCUUCAUAGGAAUGGUUGUAAUAAUGGCGCUGAUAUGGUGCUGCUGGACGGAGCUCUUGUCCUAAACUGGGAAAGGAGGAAGAGGGAGACUGGAACCUCGUUAUGCUGGUUGCCAUGGCAGCAGCAGCUGUUUUGCUUGUACCCAGUUUGACCCGAGCGUUCGGCUGAGUCCUGACAGGAAGUGACCUCGAUCAGGUCAAUCCUAUUCACUUGCCUGCUUAUCUUUUCUGUGGUAAAUAUUCAUGGAUACAGUCACACAUAUACACUACUGCCAUAAUCAAACUCUCUGCGGAAACAGACUGCACAGUUUCAGUGGAGAGAAAAAAAAAACAAGAAAAGCACAAAGAAAAAUAAUCAAUCACAUUCACAUGUGUUGCUUUUGUUUCUUGCUUCUGGCUGCGUGUGCCUCAAGUCCUCUUUCAUCACCCCUGCUUUGGACAGUCUCUGGCUUUAGACGUGCUGCUUUUCAGAUGUACUGUGACAGCAUGUAAUAUGUGAUACUCAGAUUCUUCCAGUCGUAUAUUACUUUUCAAAUACAGUACAGACAAGGUUUUUUUUUUUUAUGAUAUAUUGUUUAGCUAGUUUUACAAUAGAGCAAAAGCAACUAUCUCUUGUAAAGCAUGCAUUAGACAGUUUAACCAGCAACAAUGUUAAAUGUAUAUGUUCUGUACCUAACUGUUGGAUCAGUCAGUUUGUAAAGUUUAAAGUAUUUUUCAUUUCAUUUAAAAGGAGGUAAAACUGUUCAGAUGGUGACAAGUCAUAGAUGAGACUUACAGGAUUAUGAUAUCAAACCUCACCGACAACACAAUCAUAAACUUAUGUAUACAAUAUUUACACUGACAGUAUGAAACACUACUAAAGAACUGCUGUAUAAAUUCUAACACUGGUUAUCAUUACCAUUUUCUGUAGAAUAGAUAUUUUGUAUAUAUGCGUGUUAUUAAUAUGACUUGAUGGAAUGAUGUUAAACAUAACUAACAUAUACAGUAGAAGAGAAAGUUAUUUUUGUAAAAAUCUGAAAUGUAGUGAAUCUAAAAACAUUCCUGGAGUGAUAUUAUCGACCUUACAGAGAGACAUAUUUCAGAGCAAAUAUUCCUCUCAAACAACUAAUACAGUGCAGCUCACAAUCAGUAAGACUUCAUUGUUUUUGGCUCUGUAUACCACUCAUGAGAAUUUAAAUGGAAAACAAAAUUAUAAAGUCCACUUCAGGGGAGCAUAAGCAUUUCCUGCUCAAUUGGAUACUCAUGAAGCAUAGCAUCAUCCUUUCCUGUCCGAAGGAGUUAACAAAAGGUCUAGAACUGGCUCUGGAUAUGAUAUUUUGUAUAUCUGGAGUCUGUUAUUUACCAGCGUGAGAACCAAAGAAAUGUCAAGGAUUGUCAGUAGUUAUAAGGUAAACUUGCAGAAUAAAUGAAUCAGAGACAUGACCACAAGUGUCUCAGAAUCAGAUAUCUGGCAGCAUUAUUUCAGAGACACAAUACAGAACACCAUGAAGAGAAAUGUAGCAUAAAUACAGUAGCUUUUCCUCAUAUAUGCAGCUUCACAAUGGUUCCUAAGAAUUUUUUUUCCAAAGAAGAAGGUAAGCAAAUGAUGCAGUUUCUCUUCAGACAUCUUUUAUCACCUAGAGACUUGCUCAGUGAAUACUACUACUACCAC
Clarias gariepinus (North African catfish) is the source of this 3185-nucleotide messenger RNA. It is a transcript of the gene ccdc136b, whose product is annotated as coiled-coil domain-containing protein 136. Gene Ontology annotation, biological process: single fertilization; acrosome assembly. Gene Ontology annotation, cellular component: acrosomal membrane. The record is from RefSeq and is a predicted model, not a curated record. Bases 251 to 1600 code for a protein of 449 amino acids. NCBI's taxonomy places the organism in Eukaryota, Metazoa, Chordata, Actinopteri, Siluriformes, Clariidae. The transcript has 10 exons.